Messenger RNA from Fusarium verticillioides 7600, 1389 nucleotides. RefSeq lists its product as hypothetical. The record is from RefSeq and is a predicted model, not a curated record. The coding region runs from base 1 to 1389 and encodes 462 amino acids. The transcript is spliced from 6 exons. NCBI's taxonomy places the organism in Eukaryota, Fungi, Ascomycota, Sordariomycetes, Hypocreales, Nectriaceae.
AUGUGUCAGAUGCAAGGCGCUACCUACUCAACACGCCUUGAAGCUUCACGGCCGAAGCUCCCGCACGCUGCGUCUGUUGAUAUCUCAUCGGAUUGGCUGUCGAAAUUGAGUAUUGCGACGUUGAAGCAGUUAUCUGAUGUUUAUUUCACGACAUUUAAUCUUGCAAAUCCAAUUCUGGAUCAGAAGACGUAUUUUCAACGAACCCUCGGUGUUGCGAUUGAUGGGAACUUUGGGAUCUGCAUUGAGAGCUGUAUAGUUCUCGUUGUUAUGGCCCUUGGGUCAAUGGGGCAAAAAGCGUUGCAGGAAGCUGGGUUUGCUGGGACGCCGGCGUCGAGUCCGUAUGUAGGGCAAGAUGCUGAUAUGCCGGGAUUGGACUUUUUCAAUGAGGCGAGGAAACGGUUUGGGUUUUUGAUGUGCGAACAGGACUUACAGGCUUGCCAGUUCUAUCUUCUAUCAGGAUUGUUCUACGCCGAGGCUUUGAGACCUAUAGAUUGGUGGGCAAUGCUCAGCAAAGCAAGCGCAUGCAGCGCCUACUUCUGGAACAACUUAUCACGAGAUCGGGAUGAAUGGAUGCUGGAUAUGCAGUCCCGCCUCUUCUGGAUAACAAGCAUGUUCGAAGCCGUCCUAUCGCAAGAACUGAACCUCCCGCCUAGUAAUUCCCUACAUCUCGAAGAACACAUCGCUUUGCCAAAGUUCAUCUCCGCCCAGGAUAUUGCAUCCUUUGGUUCAUUUCGAUAUCCAGGCGAUGAUCCGUUUUUUCACUAUCAUUUCUUAUCACAACUUGCGCAUCGGCUUAUCUUAACGAGAGCGAGGAAUAGUUUGUUUCACUUUAAUCCUACGGCGGAUUAUCCGCCUGAGCCUGUUGAGGAUGAACUUAUCAGGCAGUUGGAGCAAUGGAGGGAACGACUACCGCCUAUGCUUCAGUUUGAUCCGAAAUCGCCACUAACGCAAGCUGAGUCUCCUUCCGAUGCGCUUGUGACGGCUUGGUUGCAUGCGAGAUACUUUGUCGCGAGAUAUCACAUCGGUCGACCUCUACUCCACCGAGCUCUGGAAAGGCCAGCAUCUCUCACCGAAGGACAUCUCCGAAAAUGCCGCGAUGCAAUAAGUGCUGUCCUCGCCUGGGCUUCCGUAAUUCAAGUCACCGACACAAUGAGGAGCUGCAAUCCUCUUAAAUUCUUCGUCUGCAGCCAAAUAUUCGGCCAAAUAUGCGUCAUAUACGCUCUCAGUGUCUCACCAUACCCCUACAUCCGCGACAUUGUAUCAGAUGUCAAUAAAAAAUGGACAACCUUUGCUCUCAAUUAUCUCGAAGCAGGUGCAUUUUCCAGUCCGGCAAUAGAGCAGGACUUUAAAAUAGCAAAGAUUCUCUGUGAGGAUAUAGGAAAGAUAUGA